This is a messenger RNA of Lactuca virosa, 737 nucleotides long. NCBI's taxonomy places the organism in Eukaryota, Viridiplantae, Streptophyta, Magnoliopsida, Asterales, Asteraceae. The record is from the annotation of a GenBank genome assembly.
AUGGCACUUAAAGUUUUGGUUCAAGAGAUGGGAAGAUUCAUAGUACGUAAGGAAUCACUUGACAAGCCAUGGGAACGAAGUCAUUUAUGGGGUCAUGAAUCAUUCAAAGUGUUGAAACAAAAAAAGGGUACAGAAAGUGUUUUAGGCCUCACCCUUGACAUGAGAAUGCUUGAGAAAGUGAAUUAUCCACAACGACUUCAUAAAAGGCUAAAGCACUUAAUUGGAUCGCGCAUUGGAACUUUUCUUGAGGAUAGAAUAGAGGAAUCUAAAAUCCAGAUGUAUUAUGAGUUUGGAAUAUUCAGCACAAUUUAUGGAAGCGAAUCAUACGAGUCUUUAUUUGGAGAUGGCGCCCACUUUAAAGAUGAGCAACGAUACUUCAGAGCUCUCUCUCAAAGGAAGUCUAACGUACUGGAGGAUGGCUAAUAUCCCAAAAACCAACAGUCACAAGCUUAUUUCUAGUAUGUUUUUACAUAAAUAAAUAUCCUUCUAGGUGGCAGUUUCUAAGUUUUAUCACUCAAUGGACUUACACUUGUAGCUCAGCCGACCUUUGCUCAUCUCUAUUGCUUUGCCAUUCUAAUCAAGUCCUUUUUUUUUUUAAUAUUUUCCAAUGGAAAUGAAGGUGCUCAUUUUGGUGUUUUGUUGUCCCAAAGAAUUACAUCUUCCAAAGGUUCAUGUCCAAAAAUUUAUCAAUAGUGGGUUGGAUGUAUUUUUUUAUAUGUAUUUAUCUCCUCUGCCAG